GCUGGGAAAACAAAUGGCGGGGCCGUCUGCAAACAUUUCCAUUCUCACCAUGGAUAUCUCAAUUUUCUUCCUUCUUCUUAUGCUCAUCCAAACUCCUCUCCUAUCUUCAUCAUCAAAAACAUUUGACGUUCUCAGAGGCUCAUCUUUAUCUGUGGAGGACCCAAGCGACAAACUGGUUUCUCUCAAUGGUGAUUUCUCUGCGGGAUUUUUGAAAACGCUUUCUGCUUUGCCAUAUGGUUGAUUAGGUCCUCAGCUCCGACCGUUGUUUGGAUGGCAAACCGAGAUGAUCCGGUUGACGGAACAGGUUCACAGCUUUCGAUUUCGAAAGAUGGCAAGCUUCGCCUAACGAACUCUGCCGGUAUAACCGUUUGGGCCACCAGAACAGCACCCUCGACCACUUUAGAGUCCUGGAAAUUGCAACUUCAGCUCCAAAACACCGGAAAUCUUGUUCUAAAUCAUUCUCAGAAUGGUGUCGUCUGGCAGAGCUUUGAUUCCCCAACAGAUACUCUACUUCCACAACAAAUGCUAACCAGGACUUCAACCCUUGUAUCAAAAUUAAGCAAAGUAGACUAUUCUUCUGGCUACUAUAAGCUAUUUUUUGACAACGAUAAUGUACUUCGUCUAUUAUACCAAGGUCCUGUUGUAUCCAGUCUCUACUGGCCUGAUCCAGAGCUUAGUGAUCCUGGACUUGCCGGAAGGUCUAUGUACAACUCUAGUAGAGCUGCAGUACUGAACGAGUUGGGCUAUUUAUGGUCAUCUGAUCAUUUGGAGAUCCUAGCUACAGAUUUUGGUGUGAAAACUCACCGAAGAUUAACUCUUGAUCGUGAUGGUAACCUUCGAUUAUACAGCCUGGAAGCAAUGAAUGAAGGGUGGGAUUGGGUUGUCACAUGGCAAGCGGUGUCGGAUCCAUGCACGAUUCAUGGCAUAUGUGGGCCCAAUAGUUUUUGUAGUUAUGAUCAUGCUUCCGGCAGGAGAUGCUCUUGCUUGCAGGGAUUCAAGAUCAAAGAUCCAACUGAUUGGUCUUUUGGGUGUGAAGCGGAAUUCAAUAUCCCUUGCAAUCAGAGUCAUGGAAAGCUGUCUAGUUUUGUCCAACUUUCUCAUUUUCAUUUCUAUGGCUAUGAUUUAGAGUUCCUGCCUAAUGUGACCUUACAACACUGUGAAAACAAAUGCCUAAGGGCGUGUAGUUGCAAAGGUUUCCAAUUUGUAUUUAAAGCAGACUACGGUGGCUAUUUAUGUUACCCCAAGUAUGAGUUAUACAAUGGACAACUUACACCAAAUUUUGAGGGAGACUUGUAUUUAAGGGUACCCAAAGCUGGUUUUGUCUAUAACAAGACGCUGGAUGCCGCCGAAUCAUUGUUGAAUUGCACAGCCGAACUUAGCAGGAAAGUUAGAGGAACGUAUGAAAAUAAGACAGUGAAGCUUUUGCUUUGGUUUGUCACUGCAGUGGGAGGCCUAGAGGUAACCUGCAUUUUCCUGGUGUUCCUUUCCUUGUUCAUGAGCAGUAAGAAUUCCGACCCAGUUGCAGAAGGACACCUCCUGAUGUCUAGAUUCAAGCGAUUUAAGUUUUCUGAGCUGAAAAAGGCCACACGGGGAUUCGUUGAAGUGAUUGGACGAGGAGGGGGAGGGGUAGUAUACAAAGGUAUGCUGCCCGAUAAGCGAGUUGCAGCAAUCAAAAGACUCGACGAAGCUCACCAAGGAGAAGCCGAAUUCCUAACAGAAGUAAAUACCAUUGGGAGGCUUAACCACAUGAACUUGAUAGACAUCUGGGGAUUCUGCGCAGAGGGAAAGCAUAGGCUUCUGGUAUACGAGUACAUGGAGAAUGGAUCCUUAGCAGAAAAACUUACGUCUAACGAACUUGAUUGGAAAAAGAGGUUUGAUAUUGCAGUGGGCACAGCUAAAGGCCUAGCUUAUUUGCAUGAAGAGUGCCUAGAGUGGGUUUUACAUUGUGAUGUAAAGCCUCAUAACAUACUCUUGGACUUCAACUUUCAACCAAAGGUAGCAGAUUUUGGUCUGUCUAAACUACUGAAUAGAGGUGAGCGUGAUCAUUCAAGCUUCUCAAAGAUGAGAGGAACUAGAGGUUAUAUGGCUCCUGAAUGGGUUUAUAAUCGUCCUAUCACCUCUAAAGUUGAUGUCUAUAGCUAUGGGAUUGUGGUGCUGGAAAUGGUUACUGGAAAGAGCCCCACAGGUACGCAGCAUAGCUCUGGUGGCAGAGGGGCGAAAGAGCAUAAUAGUUUGGACACCCUGGUGCGGCAUGCUGAUGGCCGUGAAGCUUCAAGGGAGUCGUGGAAUAUUGAGGAGAUUGUAGAUCCAAGCAUGGGCGGCAGAUAUGACUCGGCUAAGAUGGAACUUCUACUCAAGGUGGCUUGGCAAUGCGUUGCAGAAGAUAAGGAUGAUAGGCCCACCAUGACCCAGGUUGUAGAGAUGCUUCGCUGCGACGAGGUCAACUGAUAUCUUAUCUUAUUAUUAAUAAGUGCCAAUAGCUUAAGCUACAGUUUUUUCGUCUAAUAUUUUCAUUUCCAAUUUUACCCUUACUUUUAUUCCAAAAUUUCGAUCGAUUUGCUUAUAUUUUUCUUUUGCUGACAAAUGUUUUGGUCUUUUUAUUUCCACCUCCGUGUUCCAAUGUCUUCGUCACAUCUAUGAACUUAUCACUUCUUCUUUGUUCUUGUUGCCUAUCCGACAUUCACACCCAUUUCUCACAAACCUCUCUCUCUCUCUCUCUCUCUCUCUCUCUCUCUCUCUCUUCACCGCCACACCCUCGCCUCUAGCAAAGCAAAACAGAGACACCACUGCCUCCGUCAGUGAAGCACAGUCUCUCGCGUCGGAUCUCUGACCCGUGGUUUGAUCAUCCAUCCUCCUUUCCAACCUCAACCCCGCAUGCCUCUGGUCUCAGCCCGACGAAGACGAAGAUGGAGACAAAGGCAGAGAAAUACCAUCCUCCAUCUGAAUGAGAAAUAGAGGUCGGUGAAGAAGAAUACCGAUGGAUCUUCCCAAAGCUAAGUUUUUUUUUCAAAAUUUUUUUUCCAAACGACGAAUGUUUGAAUGAUUACUUUACUAAACCAUCAAAAUCGGAAGAUUUUGUUCAAUGUUUUUGGGUUUUUUUUUUUUUUUUUGGUGUGAUGGACAUCCGUAUGAUUUUGAUUCCUUCUGUUGGGGUUAUUUUAUGUGAGAAAAUGAUCUAUCGGAUCAUAUGCAUAUAAGCAUAUGUGGCUUUUAUUCUGUUGAUCUCUCUCUGCACUUUUUUAAUUUAUGUAUUAUUUUCUUUAUGGAUUUGAUGAUAUGUUCUGUGAUUUUUGUUUGCAGGGGAAGGAGAAUAUUACUCCGAUUGGCUCAAAGAUCACAAUAAUUUCAACUUCGUGCCUUGUUUUUAUGUAUUUGUUUAUCAUAACCAAUGUUUCAUUUGUUUGCUUAGGAAAGCCUAAUGGGUUUUUUAUUACUCUGCUUGAUUGAAGUGUUUGGUAGAGUUAAAAAUUUCCUGAAAUGUUUAAUUUUAAAUUGCUCUCACUGCCUUGUAUCAGGAUCACAUGCGACAAGCUGGCGAUGAUUAUAGUCA
Molecule: messenger RNA, 3550 nt
Organism: Carya illinoinensis
Lineage: Eukaryota; Viridiplantae; Streptophyta; Magnoliopsida; Fagales; Juglandaceae
Product: putative receptor protein kinase ZmPK1
Exons: 1
Coding region: 271-2448 (725 amino acids)
Biological process (GO): recognition of pollen; protein phosphorylation
Molecular function (GO): ATP binding; protein serine/threonine kinase activity
Source: RefSeq, a predicted model, not a curated record